AUGCUUACAUCUUGUAAAAAUAAUAAAGAUGAAACAAUCGUACUCCUUGAGUACGAUCGGCAACGAUGGACUAAGAAAAAAUGGUCUUCAUUCAUCAUCAAGAAGAAUAAUUCGACUAUCUGGAUGGAAAAAGAAGCCUUGGGUCUGAAACCAGCAAACAAGCAAAUGAGGAAGGAAUUAAAGAACCAGAGUUGCUCACUUCUGGCCGAAGACGUGACGCGUUUAUCAGAUAAAACAUUACGUUACCUGCAAGAGGAACUAGGUGUAUCGCUGACUGAGUUACGAAAUGCUUUGCUCAGGUUUGCGGUAGAUUCGGAUUCCCUCAAGAGUGAGCUUGUGAGUUUGCUACAUAAGCAUGGGCCCUAUGUUUGGGGCAAAGAAGAUCGAAAUCACUUGCUGAAGCCCAACUCGAGUACACGAUACGAGAAAGAUUUAUUUUAUGACGAUGAGAACGAUAGAGAGAUUAUGAAAAUACACCUCCAUAGAUGGGUCAUUAUGAAGAUUUGCAAUAUUAUAAAAUACUUGGAGUGUAAGGAAAAGCAAUAUAAACAUAAACAGACUACUGGUAGUGACAGCAAGGGUCUCAAGCGGAGGGCUAGAACCGUUUCAGCCAAUCCUAACAAUAGCGGGGUACAAUUGAAAGCUGCAAAACGGCGGAAAUUAUCGAACGUUCUACAGCAAUCGACCCCGGGGACCUCUGCCGUUGUCAACACCAGAGGAUUUACCGCAGUCAACUCCCCGCUACCUGCUGAAGUGACACCCAAACACCAACCACAGGAAGCCGCGUGGAGUUUUGCCCAGGGACCCCAGCGAUGCAUCCCUGGAAGCGUUUUUUGUCACAACAAUGGCUACAGGAGUCCACGUGAACCCUGUCCGCCUGUUUCAAUGCCAUCCCGGCUUGCCAUUGACUCUCCCAGCUUCCUUUUACCAGUACCAUUUGAAUCUACUCCCGUAAGCAAUAGUUUGCCGCCAUUGGCUUCGGUUUUUUUCAAGAAUAGGGGAUGGGGACAUUCAGAGAACUAUCUUAUAGUUAACCCUGCUCAUUCCUCCCACGCUACACAGUCACAGCCACCAUCACAAGGUGUAAAGCAACACGCACUCCAAAUCUGUCGACCGCAUCAUCAUCAGCAUAUACUGCCUCCACCACAUCCGCAUAUUCAACACCAGCAACCUGCACAUCAACCGCCUGUUCUACCCAAUGCUUCAACACGCUACUACGAACGUUCUCGUGAACCCCGUCCUUAUAGUAGGGACUACCCUGUAGUUCAGCAUGCUCAGCUGCCCCACGCUCGAAAGCCACAGUCUCAGAGUCCUCAGCAACAGCCCCCUUUAACUGGACUGCCUAGCUUACCCAAUGUUUCAGUUAGCCCCUUUGGAUAUUCUCUUGCACCUCAACCAGCUCCAGCCAUUUCCCGACAACCGGUUCCCCUCAAACGUCUCCUCCUCCUGCAAUGCGAUGUCACUGCUCGUCUAUUACUGUUUUUUUUUCCUCGAGAUUCGAUGCGUCAGGACGAAACAGCGCUCUUCGAAGACCUACGCGAGCUCUGGUUGCAAGGCGAGUCGCUUUUCCGUAGAAAGCUCGCCACCCAAUACGACCUUAUUUCCGAAAUCCUGAAUGCCUGGCUUCAGCAACGAGAAGCUAUCAUUAAAUUGCGCCACUCAACGGCUGCCAACCUGGGCGUCUCAAAGCAAGUAAAUGUUGAGCGCCUAUUGGCGCUCAACAACCUCCGGGCAAUGCUAAUCAAGUGGGAUGACAUGAGUCCCAUUGAUGGGAAAAGUUCUGAAGACCUGCUCUGCGUAGCCUUCAGCGUCAUAAUCAAUUGCACGGAUAACGGAGACCUGUUCAAGGAUAAGCUUAAAGAGCUAAGGUCUAGUGUAGUUAAUCUCUUACGCGGCGAAGACAGCAGGGGUAUUUUGUAA
Molecule: messenger RNA, 1920 nt
Organism: Bipolaris maydis ATCC 48331
Lineage: Eukaryota; Fungi; Ascomycota; Dothideomycetes; Pleosporales; Pleosporaceae
Source: RefSeq, a predicted model, not a curated record